CCUCGAUAUCGAAUCUCAAUCGCCAUGGCAAGCCCAGUGUUGGAGAUACUUUUGCGGCCAGCCAUUGCUGCGCCGCUCAUUCUAUUGGUGUCGUACAUCAUAUACCAGCUUUUCCUGAAACCUUCCAACUUACCUGACCUACCAAUCAUUGGUGCACGCAAAGGCGAUUGGUUUCCCAUUUUACAAGCCAAAAUCCGCAACUCCCUCGAUGUCAAGGCCGCUUUGAAUUCGGCCUACAUCCAGUACAGAAAUCAAGCGGCCAUUUUUCCCUUGAUCGACGGUGGCAAUGUCGUCUAUCUUCCACGAUCAGAUACCAAAUUUGCCAGCGAGCAGCCUGCCAAUAUGCUCAGCAUGCACGAAUCAGCACAACAAGAUUUACAAACGGAUUACACUACCAUGGAUCCAUCACUUACUCACGAUCCUAUCCAUCUGGAACUGGUCGCCACCACGCUUACCAAAGAGGUCGGAAACCUCAUCCCAGAUCUAGCUGAAGAAAUCGAGCAUUGUGUCAGCAAACACUGGGGCAAUAGUACAGACUGGUCUGAAGUUUGCAUAAUGGAAUCAGCGCAGAAGAUGCUUAGUGGCAUCACCAACCGAGCAUUUCUUGGUCUUUCGCUUUGUCGAAAUGAAGAAAUGCUAAAGUUGGGCAUCGCAUUCGCGCAGGAUAUUCCACUCUCGUCAAUGAUGAUGAAGUUCUUCCCGCGCUUCGUCAAACCGCUCGUUGCGCCUCUUAUAACCCGCUCAAACAGGAUUCACACGCGCGAGUUCGAGAAAAUUCUUGAACCGGAAAUUAAGGCCCGCCUGGAAGAGUACGACUCGCAAGAUCAUCACAACAAAUCCGAUAGGAACGAUUACUUACAAUGGUUGAUUGAGCAAGCCAAGGAGAUCGGCAACCCGAAGAACUGGCAGGUCAGCGCGCUUUCUCAACGUGUCCUGCUCCUCAACUUUGCUUCCAUUCAUACUACAACCUUUGCUGUUACUCACGCUCUCUUGGACAUCGCUUCUUCAGCUCCCGAUCUUAUACUCGAACUUCGCGACGAAGCAGAGACCGUGCUGAAACAACAUGAUGGCAAGUGGAACAAACGUGCUGUUGCACAGCUUGAAAAGCUCGACUCUGCAAUUCGUGAAAGCCAGCGCAAGAACUCCAUCGUCGCAAUUGGCGUUUCCCGUACCGUCGUAGCAGAAAAAGGCGUGACUUUUCCAUCAGGAACGCACGUCCCCAAAGGGCUAAGGAUAGCUGUUCCAGGGUACUCAGUGCUACAGGACAGUGAGAUCUACCCUGAACCCAAGACUUAUAAACCCCUUCGCUUCUACGAUGCGCGACAAAAUGAGGCCGAUGAAUAUGUCAAGAGCGCGCGUAAUGCUUUACCGACUGCGACGCAGGAUUUCUUGGCGUGGGGGCUCGGUCGGAAUGCGUGUCCUGGGAGAACGGCCCCGGAACACUUGGAUUGCACAGAACAGAAUACCUCCUAUGAAAGCGACGCUGAGAAUAAGGAGGAAAUGUCGAACUUAGAUGGCAUUAAUAAUGUAGUAUCCCAGUUGAAGGAUGCGAACACGGGAAGGAUUCGCUUGUCGAUAAAUAACGAUAACACACACGUGACAGCAAGGUCUUCCAGCGGAGUAUGGGAGAGACAGAUCGACGAGUGCGAAAGCUUUUACUGGCUUUACACGAAAGAAGGCCAUGGCUGUUAUCCUAUCACCGCUUGCGCGUCUUUUCAAGUCAAGCCCUCGUCCAACAAUGAUGAUAAUCGUGUUGUAGAUGCUCUAAAGAAUGCUUGGGUCUUUACCCGACACAAACACCCGACAUUAGGCUCUCGUAUCGAACGAGAUAAUGAGACCGGCAUGUCUAAAAGGAUCUACAACCCUUUUGAGAGUAACGAGGAUGUUGAUCUUUGGUUGAACUCGACAUUCCAGGUCAUCAGCACCAAUAAAAGUGCACUGGAGUGGUUCAAUGACCAUGCUCCCGUCUUCACUGUUCCAACCGUCUACAUCAUCCAGCCCAAAGGGAAUGCGAGUCGUCGGACCUUAUUCCUACGAUGCCCUCACGAUAUCACCGACGGUGUUGGUAUUCUGCAGCUUCUCAGCCAGCUAUUUACUCAGGCUGCUCAGUAUUACACGCAGUCAGCAAAGUAUGAAUACCCGUUGCCUGACGAAGACCUCGGGGCAAGACUUUCGCCAUGUCUUCGUGUCGCUACAUCUAUUCGUGACCCGUUAUCUGAAGCACAGCUGCAGAGAUUUCAAGAAAUUUCCACCAAGAAUGAAGAGAUGUACAAUCAUCCUGGUCUGAUGAGCUUGCCUCCGACCUCUUCGCCAAGGAUGAAGGCCGAAUUGAAAGCUAAGCGCAUCGCAAUAUCGAUACCCAAGGACGUAUCAGCACAGAUCCUUGCUGGUUGUAAGAUGAUUGCCUCUGGAGUCAGUUUGACUCAUAUUCUCGUCUCGGCUUUGGCAACGGCCCUCGCUGAGUUCCAGCCUCGCAAACAGGAAGCCUAUACUGUUCGGUAUGUCGAUCGUCCUAUGCUCAACCUCCGCCCAUUCUGCAAAGAACCAUACAACAGCCCUGAUCAUGCGAGCGCACCAUAUCACGCAGUCUGCGCACAGGCUUUAGGCAUCGACUUGGAAGUUCCAGGGCUAGGCCUUGAGCAGAACGUCGCAGCAACAACUUUGUCUCGGGUGGCUACCCAAGUUCGAGACUUCUACCACCAGCACAAACCCACCUUAUCGCAUGAAAUCCACGAACAGGUUCUCUUCGCGCCCUUGACGUUCAAAUCCCAAUUUCCCCCGCAUGGGGUAGAUCCCUGGUCUGUCUCAGACCCACCAUUCUGUCCCGUUUCUCUUUCCUCGAUCGGGAACCUGAGUUCUGUGGUGGCUGCAUCCAAUGGCAUUUUCGAGCUUACCAAUGUCUGGGUUGCCAGUCAAUCAAUUAUUACUGGUGUUGCAGUCUUCCUCGGAAGCUGGGAUGGCGAAAUUGAACUUUCUAGUGUUGUCAAUACUCAGUUCCAUAGUAAGGAGUACGUGCAGAAGUUCUUGGAGUGUAUUCUGAAGCAUGUAUAUCAAGGCCUUGGUGUGGAACGGGAAUGA
Molecule: messenger RNA, 3078 nt
Organism: Fusarium redolens
Lineage: Eukaryota; Fungi; Ascomycota; Sordariomycetes; Hypocreales; Nectriaceae
Product: cytochrome P450
Exons: 3
Coding region: 25-3078 (1017 amino acids)
Molecular function (GO): heme binding; monooxygenase activity; oxidoreductase activity, acting on paired donors, with incorporation or reduction of molecular oxygen
Source: RefSeq, a predicted model, not a curated record